GUCAGCGCGCGACGGUCGAGAUAAGCCGGCUGUCACGAGCAAGACAGCGAAUUUAACGAUCUCUCUCCCUCCACGUCGCAAUCUCCUUGUUCGCCACCGUUGCUCUUGGCGUAUUGCACGUUCUGUCAAACUUGGAGCAAAAAGGGGUGAAGGGCCGUGCGAUAGCUGGAGUGAGCUGGAGUGAAAGCUUGUGUGGUGCGGGGUGGGGCCGCUUUUAACGCGAAUUUCGUCAGUGUUCUAUUGCACUGACAAAGAUGAAUUGAUCGGUUUGCAAUCGUUUUUCGCACGAUAUCGCAGAGUCGUCGUUUCGUUGUAUUUGCGCCGAUUAUCAACCGUAAAGUCCGAGUCAGCUGCAAGAUAGAGACAUUACAACCAUGGAGGACGAUCUGCCAACCGAGUACGACGUGGUCGUCGUAGGAACAGGUAUGACCGAAUCCAUCGUUGCCGCGGCAGCGAGCAGAAUCGGCAAGAAGGUUCUACAUCUAGACAGCAAUGAGUAUUAUGGAGGACUUUGGGCUACGUUCAAUUUUGAUGGUUUACAAAAAUGGAUGGAAGAUCUAAAAGCAGCUAAAAAUAAUACUAGAAAUGUAAAUGUCAAUUUGGAGGCAGAUGAAAAAUUUUUGAAGGCUAGUGAUCAAUAUUCUACAGUUGAGAACAUUGAAGAAAUCUGGUAUAUUUUCAAAGAGGCAGAUUUGCCUGAUGUUUCCUCAAAAGUUACCCAGACCGAAGGUUCUGGAGAUAGCGCUGCCGUCGAAGGCACCGAAAAGACUGAUCAGGACAAGGCUGACAAGAAAGAAAUCGUUAAACAAUGGAGCAUAGAUCGUAUAAAAAAAGAAUAUAGAAGAUUUAAUAUCGAUUUGGCACCUAAAUUAUUAUUUGCCCGUGGCGAAUUAGUAGAACUAUUGAUUUCUAGCAACAUUGCGCGUUACGCCGAAUUUCGCGCGGUCUCCAGAGUCGCCACUUAUAUGGAUGGCAAACUUACGCAAGUUCCUUGCUCUCGAGCCGAUGUAUUUGCCAAUAAGACAGUCAGCGUAGUUGAGAAGAGAAUGUUAAUGCAACUAUUAACAUCUUGCAUGGAGCAAGGCGCCGAUAGCCCAGAAUUCGAUGGUUUUCGUGAUAAAACGUUCUUAGAAUAUCUAAAUACCAAAAAUCUCACGCCUAUAGUACAGCAUUAUGUCGUACAAGCUAUUGCGAUGGCGACGGAAAAGACAUCCUGCAGGGACGGCGUUAAUCGUACAAAACAUUUUCUCAAUAGUCUCGGACGUUACGGAAAUACACCAUUCUUGUGGCCUAUGUACGGAAGCGGUGAAUUGCCUCAAUGCUUCUGCAGAUUGUGUGCAGUUUUCGGUGGAGUUUAUUGCUUGAAAAGACAGUUGGACGGUGUAAUAGUUAACGACGACAAAUGCAAAGCUAUUAUCACUGGGAAACAAAGAUUGGCCUUGGAGCAUUUAGUUGUAGGACAAGGACACUUGCCACCGGAAAUCGUAGCCUCCGAGGGAGAGAAUCAAAUUUCGCGUGGAAUUUUUAUCACUGACAGGUCGAUUAUGCAAGGCGACAAAGAAAGUUUAACCCUUUUGUACUACCCGCCGGAAGAAGCAGGUCAAGAACCUGUCACCCUAAUUGAAUUGGGACCAUCCACCAACGCUUGUCCGCAAGGAUUGUUCAUGGUUCAUAUGACAUGCAAACGCACCAAUAAUGCCAAGGAGGAUCUAGCAUAUGUCGUGAAUAAGUUCCUGAGAGCUGAGCCUCUCGAUCCCAGCGCUGCACGUAGUUCUUCUGAUAUUCACACUCAAACAGUCUCUCCUGACAAACGACAUCUUCAGGAUGGCGAUCAACGAGGAAAGGAAGAAAUCGAAUAUCCAGUACCUCAAGUGUUGUGGUCUUUGUAUCUAAAUUUACCUGCGAGCGACAUUAAGUUGAGCGACUCCGCGCCAAGUAACAUCCACCUUUGUUCCGGACCAGAUCUCGAACUCGAUUUUGACUUUGCUGUAAAUCAGGCUAAGAACAUAUUUAAAUCUAUGUAUCCGGAUGAGGACUUCUUGCCGCGCGCGCCCGAUCCAGAAGAAAUCGUUCUUGAAGGUGACGAAGCACCGGGUCCGAAAUUCGAAAGUGGCGAUCCGUCGGAGGGCGAGGAGAAACAGGAUGUGGAGAAGGCCGAAAAGGAAGAAGAAUGAACAAUUAGCAUAUAAUGCUUUCUGCGAUAGUGUCGAAGAGAAGACGAGGCUUUUGCGCCUUUAAUGUCUUUUACCUUCAUUGGUAUUGCAUUUCUUUUUAAACUUAUUCAAAAAAAAUAUUUAAAAAAACGAAAAAAUAACAAGGAUACAAAUUAUGAGACAGUAGUAUCGCCACCGAGGGAAGCUUCACGACGUUGAUCUUGCUUUAAAUUGUUCGUACACGCUUUAUAUCUUUGCUUUUUGUCUUGUUCAGAAUAUUUUCACGUUUGCGUUUAUAUAUUAUUAUUGCUUUAAUAUUUAAUAUAUUCAUUAUUCAAUAUCAAUUGUUUUGUUAAUUUUGAUCAAUUUUUUAUAUUAUAUAUUACGUCAUUAUUAAUUGUCAAUUUCUAGUUAUGUUUACUAGCAACAGGAUUCACAGGCUCUAAAAAUUAUUUACAUUUGUUUGAAAUAAAUUAUUUUACAGGAUAUUUUCAUUAGCAGCUCGCGAUUCGUCUCUGUAUUUAUAUCCGGAUAUCUCUCACUCGUACAAGCACAGUGCUUUCGUAUUUAACUUUUUACAGUGAGCAGAUAUGCUUUGGCAAGGACACAAACUCGUUAGAGAAGCACAAAUACGUUUACCAAAGUGAAACACACGCAAAAUUGUAACACCGAUAAUUACCGAGUGAAUAUCUUAUAUUACGAUUUUUACAUCUGUAUAUAUUUCUUUUUACAAAGAUAAAAAGACUUAUAUACGUGUAAAAAUUUAUCUAUAUUAAUAAAUAAGAUGUCCAAAAGAUAUAUAUGAAAAUUUAUUAUAUAGAGAUCAAGGUUUGGGUACGAUCUUCCAAAACAAAAAAAAAAGUACUUAGAUACAUUUUAAAUGAUCGUAAAGGCUAUAUCCAACAAAUUUGCGACAAGAGCUGGUGCAAGAGUAACGAACAAUCCAAGAAAUUCAAGAAGUGAACUAUUGGUUUUCUUUUAGUUUGCUUUGCAGAUAUAUCUUGUUAUACCAUAUUUAAUUAAUAUAUUAUUCAUAGCAAAAGACGAAAGUAGUCUGCGUGUAUUAAAUUUUUCAUACGUAUUGAAGGACUUUCUUUCCAACAGCGACUACUAGACGAAAAAAAAAAAAAAGAUUCGUUCCGAGAUCCAUUCCAAGUAGACA
This is a messenger RNA of Pseudomyrmex gracilis, 3315 nucleotides long. It is a transcript of the gene Rep, whose product is annotated as rab proteins geranylgeranyltransferase component A 1. The record is from RefSeq and is a predicted model, not a curated record. Gene Ontology annotation, biological process: vesicle-mediated transport; small GTPase-mediated signal transduction; protein geranylgeranylation. Bases 375 to 2174 code for a protein of 599 amino acids. Gene Ontology annotation, molecular function: GDP-dissociation inhibitor activity. The transcript is spliced from 11 exons. Gene Ontology annotation, cellular component: cytoplasm; cytosol; Rab-protein geranylgeranyltransferase complex. Lineage: Eukaryota; Metazoa; Arthropoda; Insecta; Hymenoptera; Formicidae.